CCUCUGAGAUGACACGCGUAGCGGUCUAGCGGAGUUGGCUGAGCGUUUAACGUAAUAGCUUACCUAAUAGAAGCGGAUUACAGUGCAGUUGGCUCCGUGUGCUAUUGUAAAAUUAUUUUACAUCCGAUUUCUAGGAAACAACGGGAGGGGCUUUUCAUUGCUAUGGCCGACCUCACCGUUUCUCUAUCCUUGCUGGCACUUUUUGUGCUUAUCUGUGAAGCUACAAGGAAAACCGCCGGGAAGCUGCUCGCCAAGACGGAUUACGAUAUUUAUGUGGUGGAAACUAUUUCGACCUUUCAGCUCUGUGCCUGUACCCAUGAGCUAAAACUCCUCGGCGAGGUGGGCAGAAUCGAGCCGCAGAUCGGACUGACUCUCACGUACCUCAUCUCUGUUGUUCACGCAUUGACAUUCCACGGAGCAAUUGGUAAUCCCUCUAGUGCCCUCGAGCACUUUUACCGCAGGAACCUCACCGGCAAGUGUGUCCUGGCACGGAUCGCCUGUCAGUUUCUCGGUGCUGUUUUGGCACGCAUGGUGGUACCAUACGUAUGGGCUUUAGGACUCUCUGAUUUGCACCUGAGACACAAACUGUUCGGAUUCAAAUGCAUAAGUCCAAUUAACGCAACGCUACCCAAAGCAGCUGCGGUGGAACUGGCGUGCGCCUUUGCCGUACAAACCGCAGUUACACAUAUCUACAAUAUGGACGAAAAAUACCGCGCACACGUCAUAGCAGCAGUGAUCACAGUCUUGGUCUAUGCAGGAGGAAGCAUUACCGGAGCUGUGUUCAAUCCGGCUCUGGCAUACUCGACCCAGUUUCCCUGCAGUGGCCACACGUUUGCCGAAUAUUCAUUUGUCUACUGGUUUGGUCCAGUUUUGGGUGUGGCCAGCUCAUUGUUGCUCUUCGACAAAAUUAUUCCAAUAUUAUCAGGGAAAAGCGCUUACCAAAAUGACCUGGACUUUCCUUUCUUUGAGACUAAGAAACUUAAGUGAACAUGGCUGUAUUUUAUGGGGUGGAUAUACAAUAACACCAGAGCUGUCAUAGGUGCAACACUAAACCUAACCCAUCUGUAACAGUGGGCUACAUUUACAAGAAGCUCAAUCAGUAAUAAUAAUAACACUUUGUUUUCUAUUUUUUAGGAGAAAAAUCUGCAUUGGAAAAAUAAUGUAAUUUACCAUGCACACUGACAUGUCUCAGAAUUUAUAACUGAACAGAUUUAGCACAUCUUAUUUUGUGUGAAAUAUAAAUUGCAUAUUCGACUUUGAAAUGCAAUGGAAAAACCAUCAAUUACCUCAGGAGGAGCCAAGGAGUAGUGUUAUAUCCAUGAAUAUGCCCCAGGUAUAGUUAUUGCUGGUAAUGAAGACGAUGGAUUAACACAGCAGUAAUAUUUAACUGAAAAUCCAAAAGUGUAUCUCAGUUUUUUGAAAAUGCAUUGCACAUGCUAUACUAUAUGAGUAAGCAGACAAUUGAAUGUUUUGUGUGUGGGCAAAAAACACUACAUGUUCUGGAUUCAGGAAUGUCCAUUGUUGACAGUGCAUUAGUCCCUGAUGGUCAUCAAAGCCUGUGCACAAUUGUUAAACUGCACAAACAUUAUGCAUACACUUAGGUGUUUUUUUUAUUGUUUUCUCUUGAUGAAAAGCAUUGUAAGAAUGAAUAUUUGGUUAUUCAUCUUUUGUAUUUAGGUGUUACGUUGACUUUUUUCCUCAAUACUUGUUUACUUAUCCUAGCAGAGAGUGUUCAACAUUCCAAAAUCGUCUUUUACACUUGACUUUGAAGUAGGUGCCUUUGGCAUGAGGGGACUCAUGAAGUCAUUGGCCUGGCCAGUUAAGCCAGUCGGUCCUAAAAUGGUAAAGGUCAGUGUUUGAAGGGAAAUGUGAAAUUUCAAUUAUUUUAAAAAUAAUGUGCUAGCUAGUGUGUGUAGACAUUCACACACAUUUCUUUAUCUCGUGAUGAGAUCUUUGUCUUCUAUAUCGGUUUCUUUUUGUUGUUGUUGAUUCUGAUAU
This is a messenger RNA of Conger conger (European conger), 1998 nucleotides long. RefSeq names its product aquaporin 11 (gene aqp11). The transcript is spliced from 3 exons. NCBI's taxonomy places the organism in Eukaryota, Metazoa, Chordata, Actinopteri, Anguilliformes, Congridae. Gene Ontology annotation, biological process: transmembrane transport. Bases 163 to 987 code for a protein of 274 amino acids. The record is from RefSeq and is a predicted model, not a curated record. Gene Ontology annotation, cellular component: cytoplasm; membrane. Gene Ontology annotation, molecular function: channel activity.